UUUCUGAGGAUUAUCCUGGUUUGGUAACUAUCACUGGUGGGAAGUGGACUACUUAUCGAAGAACUAGUUUCAGCAUGGCAGAAGAUGCAGUUAAUGCUGCUAUCAAGUCUGGUAAACUGAGCCCAAGCAAUGGAUGUAUAACAAGCAACCUACGGCUGAUUGGUGGAGAUGGAUGGGAACCCGCGCUUUUUACUGUUCUUGCACAGCAAUAUGUACGCAUGAAGAAGUCGCAUGGUAAAAUUGUUUCUGGGGUGAUGGAUGCUGCUGCUGCAAAGCAUUUUGUCUCAUGCAUAUGGAACCUUAGCAGAACGAGUAGCCACCAUAGCUCAGGAUGAAAAUUUGGGUAAGAGGUUUGCACAUGGGUACCCUUAUCUGGAGGCGGAGGUUGCAUAUUGUGCUCGAAACGAGUACUGUGAAUCUACGGUUGAUUUCAUUGCCAGGACGUCUCGCCUUACUUUCCUUGAAACCAAU
Hibiscus syriacus is the source of this 471-nucleotide messenger RNA. RefSeq names its product glycerol-3-phosphate dehydrogenase SDP6, mitochondrial-like. Gene Ontology annotation, molecular function: glycerol-3-phosphate dehydrogenase (quinone) activity. Lineage: Eukaryota; Viridiplantae; Streptophyta; Magnoliopsida; Malvales; Malvaceae. Gene Ontology annotation, cellular component: glycerol-3-phosphate dehydrogenase (FAD) complex; mitochondrion. The transcript has 3 exons. The coding region runs from base 75 to 335 and encodes 86 amino acids. Gene Ontology annotation, biological process: glycerol-3-phosphate metabolic process. The record is from RefSeq and is a predicted model, not a curated record.